Messenger RNA from Ustilaginoidea virens, 912 nucleotides. RefSeq lists its product as uncharacterized. The transcript has a single exon. The coding region runs from base 1 to 912 and encodes 303 amino acids. Lineage: Eukaryota; Fungi; Ascomycota; Sordariomycetes; Hypocreales; Clavicipitaceae. Gene Ontology annotation, cellular component: nucleus. Gene Ontology annotation, biological process: regulation of transcription by RNA polymerase II. Gene Ontology annotation, molecular function: RNA polymerase II cis-regulatory region sequence-specific DNA binding; DNA-binding transcription factor activity, RNA polymerase II-specific. The record is from RefSeq and is a predicted model, not a curated record.
AUGGAUGAUGCAAAGUUCUCGCUUCCUUCCAUCUCGAAAUUACUGGGCAUCGCUGAUGCCGGCUCGACCAACACUACAACGUCUCCAGACUCCGCCUCUGAAUCUCGUGCUGAGCUCAAAAGCCCUGAGAGACAACGCCAGUCUAGGAGGACGGGAAGGGGCUCUGAGUUUUUCGAUCAACUUACUUCGUCGACCCGACGACAAGAGACACCUUUUGUCAGUGCGUACAGUGGAUAUUCACAUCACCAACACCGUCAUCAGCCAAGGUCUUCCCCUCCCACGCCACCGCUAGGAACAGAUUCCUUUGAAAGUCGCCAUCAAGGCAACGGUGUUUUUGCUGCCAGGCACCUUUUCGAAGUGACACCUCCCCCAACCGAGCCUGACGUCUCCUCUAAUCCCCACUCGGAACAAUCCUCAAUACCUCAAAGUCAACUUGCGCAGCCGCCGGAAACUUACCAGCCGCAUCAGCCCGGAGCAUUCCAGAGCUCAAAGAGUCUCGACAGCUAUCUUGAUCCUGCAGCAUCACCGAGCACAUCCUCGUCUUCGCAUGCUCAGCUUUCGGGUUUCUACGAUCAUCAAGCUUUGCCGCAGAACUAUUCCCAAGCCACGACUCCGGUAGAGUAUGCCGCUGUUUCUUCAACAGGUCCUUGGCAGCAUCAUCACUAUUUGAGUCCCAUGCACGGCAUGUCGUAUCCUCAGAGCCAAGACCGGUAUAUUUGCCCUACCUGCAGCAAAGCUUUCAGCCGUCCCAGCAGUCUGCGAAUUCACAGCCACUCUCAUACAGGAGAAAAGCCCUUCCGAUGCCCGCAUGCCGGGUGUCGCAAGGCCUUUAGCGUUCGCAGCAACAUGAAACGUCACGAGCGAGGAUGCCAUAGCUUCAACGUAGAUACCGAUCGACCCCACAUGCGGUGA